Messenger RNA from Salmo salar (Atlantic salmon), 6717 nucleotides. RefSeq names its product ubiquitin carboxyl-terminal hydrolase 32. Gene Ontology annotation, biological process: protein deubiquitination. Gene Ontology annotation, cellular component: Golgi apparatus. The record is from RefSeq and is a predicted model, not a curated record. Lineage: Eukaryota; Metazoa; Chordata; Actinopteri; Salmoniformes; Salmonidae. Gene Ontology annotation, molecular function: cysteine-type deubiquitinase activity; calcium ion binding.
CAAUAGUCACUGCCUGCUGCGGGGCUGCAGCUGGAUACUAUUGGCCUUGACAGAUGAUCACGUGACUUAGUCGAAGAGGCAUCGGCAAAGCUUCGGUAUACGCAAGGCUAGCUAGACAUUAUUAGAUAGUUUUGACCGCAGUGUACAAGCUAGUUAAACGAACAAAGCAGUUGCUAGCUGCCUUUUAUAUUUGUAAGGCUGCUGCUAUGAAAUGAGGAAAACAUGGGAGCCAAAGAGUCAAGGAUAGGUUUCCUUUCGUAUGAUGAGGCUAUCAACAGAGUCACUGAUGUGGAGCUCCAGCGUCUGAAGGAUGCCUUCCGCAGGACCAGUGGCCUGUCCUGUUAUAUGAGCCAGCAGUGCUUCCUCAGGGAGGUGCUGGGAGACGUCGUACCACCCAGGGUUGCUGAGGUGAUAUACAGCUCAUUCGGCGGGACCCCUAAAGGCCUGCACUUCAACAACCUCAUUGUUGGGCUGGUUCUCUUGACUAGAGGACGUGAUGAGGAAAAAGCUAAAUACAUUUUCAGUCUGUUUGCCAGCGAUUCGGGCAAUCAUGCAACGCGAGAGGACAUGGAAGGCAUGCUGCAGACCAUGGAUGGAGAGAUCCCACUUUCUCUCAGGAAGUGUUUCUCAGAGGGUGAGAAGGUAAAUUAUGAGAAAUUUAAGAGCUGGCUCCUGCAGAACAAGGAUGCUUUCACCUUCUCCCGCUGGCUCCUGUCCAGUGGAGUGUGUGUCACACUGACAGACGAUAGUGACACACCCACCUUCUACCAGACCUUGGCUGGAGUAACACACUUAGAGGAAUCGGAUAUCAUUGACCUGGAGAAGAGAUACUGGCUGCUGAAAGCUCAGUCUCGGACCGGCCGAUUUGACCUGGAAACCUUUGUCCCGUUAGUUUCUCCCCCUAUUCAUGCAUCCCUAAGUGAAGGUUUGUUUCAUGCCUUUGAUGAAAACAGGGACAAUCACAUAGAUUUCAAGGAAAUCUCGUGUGGCCUAUCUGCUUGCUGCAGAGGGCCUUUGGCAGAGAGACAGAAGUUCUGUUUCAAAGUGUUUGAUGUUGACCACGAUGGGCUUCUGUCUCGGGAGGAAAUCACAGAAAUGGUUGGGGCAUUACUGGAGGUGUGGAAAGACAAUCGCACAGACCCUCUACCUGAAACGCACAGUAAUGUCCAUGCCAUUGUGGAAGACAUCCUGAAGGAGCAUGACACCACUAAGAAAGGGCAUUUGACCCUGGAGGAUUACCAAAUAUGGAGUGUGAUGAGUGCACUUGCCAAUGAGUUCCUCAACCUGUUGUUUCAGGUGUGCCAUAUUGUCCUGGGGCUGCGGCCUGCCUCGUGUGAAGAGGAGGGAAAGAUAAUCAGGGGCUGGUUGGAGAGAGAGAGCAGACACGGCCUCCAGCCAGGAGACUACUGGUUCCUCAUAGCAGUGCCGUGGUGGCAGCAGUGGAGGGACUAUGUCAAAUAUGACAACACGCAUAUCGUGGUGGAACAGCCGUCAGUGUUUGGCACUGGGAGGAGUGGUGUAGGGGCCCAGACGCAGGCCAGGGCAGAGCAGGGCCCAGAGGGGGAGAGCAUGGCCAGCUCCCACAGCUCCCCAGAGGAGAAGUUCUCAGACAACAUCUCCAGUGCAUCAGAGGCCUCUGAGACAACCAGUGGCAGUCUUCUACCCCUGGGCUCGACUCCUACGGAUAUUUGCUUUGCCCGGCAGCAUGAGACCCCAGAUGCAGACAACCAGUGCUUCCUGGGAGCUGAUGUGAACAUGGCGGUUCUAAGACCUGGGGCCAUCGACAACCAGCCCCUGGUCAUGUCGGAGCCCUUAAAGGCUCCCACAUUGACCAUGGAGGGGGGCCUACUGAGGCGCUCCCCAUCCCUGAUUCUAAGCAGGGACUUUGAGGUUGUGCCAGAGCCGGUGUGGAGGGCACUCUACCAUUGGUACGGAGCCAACCUGAGUCUCCCCAGGCCGGUGAUCAGAAACACCAAGACAGACUGUGCUGAGUUAGAGCUGUUCCCCCGACACCUGCUCUUCCUGAGGCAGCAGCAGCCCCCCGCCCGCACCCCCCAGAACAACGUCUGGGUCAAUAUGGGUAAUGUCCCCUCUCCUAGUGCCCCCUUAAAACGUGUGCUGGUCUACACGGGCUGUUUUAGUAGGGUGGGCACCAUCAAAGACAUCCAUGAGUACCUGGCCCAGAGACUCCGCAUCAAGGAGGAAGACAUGCGCCUGUGGCUCUUUAACAAUGAGAAUUAUCUGACCCUUCUUGAUGAUGAAGACCAUUCCCUGGAGGGGUUGAAGAUCCCAGAUGAGCAGUACAUGGUUAUAGAAGUAAGGAGCAAGGACAUGAGCUGGCCUGAGGAGAUGUCCUUCAUCGCUAACAACAACAGGAUGAACAGACACAAUGUCCCUACUGAGAAAGGUGCGACUGGACUGAGCAACCUUGGCAACACGUGCUUCAUGAACUCCAGUAUCCAGUGUGUGAGCAACACUAAGCCUCUCACAGACUACUUCACCUCAGGAAACCACCUCUAUGAGCUCAACAGGACCAAUCCCAUUGGGAUGCGCGGUCACAUGGCCAAAUGCUAUGGCGAUCUGGUACAGGAGUUGUGGAGCGGAACACAAAAGAACUUGGCCCCUCUGAAACUCAGAUGGACGAUAGCGAAGUACGCCCCGCGCUUCAAUGGCUUCCAGCAGCAGGACUCCCAGGAGCUGCUGGCAUUCCUGCUGGACGGCCUUCACGAGGACCUGAACCGCGUUCACGAGAAACCCUAUGUAGAGCUGAAGGACAGCGACGGGCGGCCAGACUGGGAGGUGGCUUCUGAGGCGUGGGAGAAUCACUUGAGGAGGAACCGCUCCAUCGUGGUGGAUCUGUUCCAUGGCCAGCUCAGGUCACAGGUCAAGUGCAAGACCUGUGGCCAUGUCAGUGCACGCUUCGACCCCUUCAACUUCCUCUCUCUCCCCCUACCCAUGGAUAACUCCAUGCACUUAGAGAUCAUAGUCAUUAAGCUGGAUGGGUCAUGCCCAGUGCGGUAUGGGCUCCGGCUCAAUGCGGAUGAGAAGUACACAGGCCUGAAGAGACUCCUGAGUGAACUCUGCUGCCUUAACCCUGAGCAGAUCCUCCUGGCUGAAGUCCAUGCCUCUAACAUCAAGAAUUUUCCACUGGACAACCAGAAAGUGCGUCGGGCGGUGAGCGGCUUUCUAUGUGCGUUUGAGAUCCCGGUGUCAGGCGUAUCCACGUCUGUGGUGUCCUCCCCCACGCAAACAGAUGGUGAUGAAGCUCCAGCGCUAGCGAAUGGGAAUGCUGCCAAGGUAACUGAGAGUAACUCUCUGAAACUAGGAAUGAUCCCCAAGGGCAUGCCCAGCACUGUAGUGCCCUGUGUCACAGAGGGCAGCCUUGCCAAUGGUCUCCCCAACGGCCAUGUGAUGCCCCCUCUGGACAGCCCCUUCGCUGGGUACAUCAUCGCCAUCCAUAGGAAGAUGAUGCGGGCAGAGUUAUACUUCCUGUCCAGUCAGAAAAACCGACCCAGUCUGUUUGGGAUGCCGUUGAUCGUGCCGUGUACAGUCCACACCAGGACCAGGGACCUGUAUGACGCUGUUUGGACCCAGGUGUCCCGCUUGGCCAGUCCCUUACCCCCUCAGGAGGCCAGCAACCACGCCCAGGACUGUGAUGACAGCAUGGGCUACCAGUAUCCCUUCACCCUACGCGUGGUGCAGAGAGAUGGCAACUCCUGCGCCUGGUGUCCGUGGUACAGGUUCUGCAGAGGCUGCACAGUGGAGUGUAACGAUGACAGGGCUGCUGUGGGGAAUGCCUUCAUGGCUGUGGACUGGGACCCCACUGCUCUACACCUCCGUUACCAGACCUCUCAGGAGAGGAUCGUGGAGGAGCACCCCAGUGUGGAACAGAGUCGCAGGGCCCAGGCAGAGCCCAUCAGUCUGGACAGCUGUCUGCAGGCCUUUACCAGUGAGGAAGAGCUGGGAGAGGAUGAGCUCUACUACUGCUCCAAGUGCAAGACCCACCGCCUGGCCACCAAGAAACUUGACCUGUGGAGGCUGCCGCCCAUCCUGAUUAUUCAUUUAAAACGUUUCCAGUUUAUGAAUGGGCGGUGGAUCAAAUCACAGAAGAUUGUAAGGUUUCCCAGGGAGACAUUUGAUCCCAGUGCUUUCCUGACCCCGAGAGAUGCAGACCAAAGCCAACAGAGCUGGAGGGACGGGCUAGGGGAGGAGCUACACGACACAGAGGGAGGAGUACCAAAAUCUGGGGGUGGAGACACUGUCUGUAACCCCACCCUGACUCUCAACAAUGGGAAAGAGUCUCUGUGCUCAGGGAGGAUGGCCAGCACUCCCCUCAGCAGAGAUGUCAGCCCCAACUGCAGCCCACAGAGUGAGGGCAGGAGGCAGGGCCGUGGACGGGUGUUGCCCCUGGAAAGCAGGUACCAGCUAUCCCUCAGUAAAGAGAGUCUGGACAGUGGCAGGGAGAGCCCCAUGGAGCUCGAGGCCAGCGGGGUGGGGAUGGGGAGCAGGGGAGAGGGCCUCAGCGACUCUACCUCUGGAGAGGACACGGCCAGGGACUGUGACAACACAACGUCUGUGUCUGAGCUGGAGAGCAAUGGCUACACCGAGGACAGCAUAGAUCUGGAGGCCUCCCAGGACCAAAGAGACAAAAUCUGCUUGGACCCAAUGUACAACUUGUAUGCAAUUUCAUGCCAUUCAGGGAUCCUCGGAGGAGGCCACUAUGUGACAUAUGCCAAAAACCCAAAUGAAAAGUGGUACUGUUACAACGACAGUAGCUGUAAAGAGUUGCGGUCAGAGGAGAUUGAUGCAGACUCUGCCUAUAUCCUGUUCUACGAGCAGCAGGGAGUGGAUUAUUCUCUGUUCAUGCCCAAAACUGACGGCAAAAAGAUGGCAGACACAACUAGCAUGGACGAGGACUUUGAGUCUGAUUAUAAGAAGUACUGUGUUCUUCAGUAAUGAACUGUUGAUGUGUCAAUGUGCUGCUGGUCCAUCGACAUGCUUGUGCUAGAAAACCACCUUACUAUUUGAAUCUGAAAUCUCUCAGGUUGAGAUGAGCUGAACCUUAGAAAUCAUCCCUGGUGGUUAGAAGUGGACCACAAACCAUUUUUACACCACCUCUUCUUAGUGGAUAGACAUUUUUUUUCAAGCAAUGGUACUCAAGUUAUUUCGCGCUAGCGAUGUCAAACAAAAUGGAGGGCUGUGUAUUGGUUUGUUUCAGCAUCAACACCUUGUCGGAGGGUGACCAUGCUUAGGCCCAUGGUGCUGGUCCUAGGCCAGAUGUGACAAGUGUGUGUGUGUGUGUUUGUUUGUAAACCAAUGCCAGUGGCAAUAUGUGUAGACACUAGACACAUUUGAUUGGUAUUCUCUGUAGUUAAAGAUGUUAUAAUACAAUUGAUCUAGUGAAAUGUAACUGAAACACCCCCCCCCCCUCAUUGAAAUCUACAAAAAAUUAUUGCAGUAGAAGCAAGUGUUCACUACCUCAUCAAACCCUGCUUUGGACAGUAGUCAAAUCCAUAGUCACAAUUCUAAAAUGUCUCUUUAGAAAAUACCCUUUUUUGUUGUCCUCAAAUGUAAAGGAGUCAGAUUCCAGACCGAUAGGCCUGGAUUAAAUUCAGUGUUGCUGAACUACAUUCAUGUAUUUGCAUUGCAAUGUAUCUCUGUCUUUGGUGUUCAUUAUGCCAGGUCUGCUAAGAACAAAGCCUCAGACCCCUUACCUAUCUGAGACAAUCUUCCUGUAGCGUCUGCUUGUCCCAUUCUGUGUGCAGGUCCAUUCCAACAACAUAUCAGUCUGUGCCAUUACAACAUUGUGAUGUUAUCACAUCAACAGUUGACUUUCAUUAUAGUAACUACCAGUAGGCCAUGUCAUGCUUUAUUAUUGUGCCCAAUUUAACACAAUUCUUUAUGCAAGUAAUGAGAUCACAACUUCAAAGAGCAUAAGUUGUGGAUAAUGUUGUAUCUUUCUGAAUGCCAUAGGUAUGAUGUAUUUGAUUUAGGCAGAGGGACAUUUCUUACAGUUUUGAGUGGUUGCACCUUACCGUUAUGCGACAAGUGAAUAGGUAGCUUUUCCCCUAGGCGCUUCGGAAAACAUGUAUUUAUUGUAGCUAUGUUGACAUGCACUAUGUGAAACAUUGUCACAAGGAGUUCAAUGAAUCUAAUCAUAUGAAGACACAAAAAUCUAACUGUUUAGGCCCUGAGCUAUAUCUGUUACAAUCCACAGCUCUCAUUUCUGCUCUGUCUUUAAAGGCUUGUUGAGGUGUAUGCUUUUAUUUGGUUAAUCAAUUACUGAUUAUAACAUCUGCACAGAAACCCACCCACUCUACCUGAUGUAUGAUGGUAGUACGGUAAGCAUUCUGAUGUCUUUCAUUUUUUUACAUUUUUAACCUUAGCUAACUGCUGCGGUGGUCAUUUUCAGUAUUGUCCCUCUGAAAACCUUGAUACAGUGAUUACUACUGAAUGUUUUUUAUUUGUCUAUUUAGUUGUAAUGUUUUCUUUUGAUUUAUUAUUAAUUUAAUGUACUUUUCUAAAAUGUUUAGUCUAAAUUUACUUUGCACUGACCCUUGUUGAAAAAUGAACAUGUACUGUACAUAAAUACUUUUGGAAAAAGGAUGUAUUGGAAUAUGAACUGUAAAGAUCUGUCUUGUAUAUGGAGUGACUAGUUUAUCUAACUAUUAAAGCAGGCAGCCAAUAAAAUACACAGCUUUUGUGUCCCUUUUCAUG